Messenger RNA from Ooceraea biroi (clonal raider ant), 5481 nucleotides. It is a transcript of the gene m, whose product is annotated as zona pellucida domain-containing protein miniature. NCBI's taxonomy places the organism in Eukaryota, Metazoa, Arthropoda, Insecta, Hymenoptera, Formicidae. The record is from RefSeq and is a predicted model, not a curated record.
CGGCCGCUGCCUCCGCCGCUACGGGUACGUACUAUCCCUGUCCCCCUCCCGGGACAGCCUCUUAUUCCCACUCCUCCUGCGGAGCACCUGUCGUGCCAGGGAGUUCGGCGCGUUAGGGGCGCUCGACGAAGGUAAGUAGACGGUGGGUUAUCAGUCGGCAGAGCAUCUUGGUCGCGAGCGGAAACGUGGGCCCCGGUGUGGUAGACGCGCGUAGACGGGCAACAGGAGGAUACUCGGGAGUGGAAAAAGGCUCGUGCCUACUCUAGCCGCUGCUACGUCGCUGCGUAUCGUUCGGUCACGCGACAAACGCGAGGAGGCAAAGUAACGAUCCGAGAAGAGCGAAGGCGGGAGGACCGCAGGAUCGCCGGUGCGCUCCCCGCUUGGUUUCGAAACGGGUCGGGAGAUACUUGGUCGCGAGUCAGCCGUCACGCGUUGUCCGCACGCGAUACCGGGAUACCGAUACGCCGCAUCGCCCGCGACCGGAUACGCACGCGUCCCGGUAAGUUGCAGUCGCGCACGAUGACCGCGACCGCGCCAAGGUAAACGCCAGCAAGGAGGUCACGGCGCCGGUGAAUUGUGUUAAGUGCCCCAAGCAAGCCGACUUAUCUCUCGAGGUGGCCCCGCGAGACCCCGCCGCUAGUAGUGUCGACGGUGAACAACGCGUGCAUCCGCUGAGGAAUCUAACGGUCGGUAUUGACGUUGACAGUAGCUGCAGCCGCGAGAAAAGGGGAAAAAGGGCCGUCCGUCUCUCCGUCCGGCGAGGUCCAUCCGGGAAACGGCGGAAGCGACGCGAUAGGAAGCGAUAAGGGAGACUGCCGGGAUGCUGCACGAGGAGCCGCUUAGCUCCAGCUAACACGUGGUGAUUACGCACACACUCUGCGGACGCGCGAGGGCAGGACGGUGUUUCGUCGUGAGGGGCUGGGACCUCCAGGAUGCCAGGGGUGUGGAAGUUGCUACGUUGUACGCUGAUCUACGUGGUGGUUGGCCUGAGGAGCGUCAGUAGCAACAGCGACAUUUGGCCGCUGGAGAGGCCAGACGGCAUGCCGGCCAUCCAGUCUUUAGAGGUAAUGUGCGGAAAAGACCACAUGGAUGUUCACCUCUCGUUCUCGCAACCGUUCGAAGGCAUCGUCUCGUCCAAAGGCCAACACGCGGAUCCACGAUGCGUCUACGUGCCGCCGUCCACCGGCCAGACCUUCUUCUCAUUCCGGAUAGCUUACGCGAGAUGCGGCACGAAACCGGAUAUGCACGGACAAUUUUACGAGAACACCGUGGUGGUCCAGUACGACAAGGACCUGCUCGAGGUCUGGGACGAGGCGAAACGGCUGCGGUGCGAGUGGUUCAACGAUUACGAGAAGACCGCGUCGAAACCGCCGAUGGUUAUCGCGGACCUCGACGUGAUACAGCUGGACUUUAGAGGCGACAACGUGGACUGCUGGAUGGAGAUUCAGCACGGCAAGGGUCCGUGGGCGCCACCCGUGUCCGGGAUCGUGCCGCUCGGCUCCACCCUCACCCUGGUCGUCGCCAUCAACGAUUACCGAGGUGAGUUCGACAUGCGGGUCAAGUCAUGCGUAGCUUCGGACGGCGGCGGUCACACGAUACAGCUCAGCGACGAGUUCGGCUGCGUACUAAGGCCGAAGAUGAUCAGCCGGUUCCUGAAAGCGCGCGGCUCGGACGAUCGCGCGACCGUCAUCACCUACGCCUUCUUCCACGCCUUUAAAUUCCCGGACGCGUUGAGCGUUCAUAUCAAAUGCAAGGUGGAGAUAUGUCGACACGGUUGCCUGGAUCACUGUCAGCUGAGCGGCUCCAUAGCUCACUACAUCCAAGAGAGGAAAGAUCAGAUACGACCGCAGUACGUACAAAGCACGGCAGACUCGAUCAUCCCCAACGACGAUAGCAGCGCGGAUAGAGACAACGAGGAUGCGGAUGGCAACGCGGAGCAGGGCGACGGUUCUUCGUACGAGGAUGUCAUCCAGAACGGCGACGAGGUGGCAUCGAUCGGCGAACACUUUCUAGACGUAGAAAAAUCGAUUCCGAAAGCGCAGGCACAGACGAGCAAUCGAUUACCGCCAACGGUAACAGAGGUCCAUCACGACAGCGAGGUCCAUCCCGAUGACGUUGACUUGACGAAACCGUUUAUGGAACCGCCGCGAGUAACCAGAUACGAUGGCGAGCAGGAACAAUUCCCGCAUGGACCGCGCAACCUCGAGGACAACGGCGCGUCGCCAGUGACACCCCUCGCCGUCACCGCUACUCGACGAAGACGCUCGAUGACGGUGACGGACCGGAAGGCGCGUAGCGCCGACGUGGGCGUCAGCGGUAUCUACGAGGUGAUCUCCGAGGCGGAUCUGGCGUUCAGCCCGGACGCGCACACCGAGGCAGUGACGGUCUUCCAGGGCAGGAUACGCGAGGAGGUGGUCUACGGGAUCUGCCUGCCGAUGCCAGGCUUCAGCGCGCUCUUCAUCGUCGUCGCGCUCUCGGCGGUGGUGUCCGCCCUCGUCGCCGGUGCGAUGCUACACCGGCUGCAAGCGCAGCGGGAGAUGGCCGCUGCGACCGGCAGCGGAAAGGCCAAUCGUACUGGCGUGCACGCCAACAACAACAACAACGGUUGGUUGUCGUACGGUCUGCUUCGCGUGCGCUGCACGCCGCGACCCGCUCAUCAUCCCGAGCAGUUGCAGCAGGAGCCGACAACGAGCGGCGCCUCGGCGGAGGUCGCGGAUCCAUCGGCCGAGCGAGGCUGACACCGCUGAAUCCGCUGCAUCCGGGCGCUCGAGACGCGUAGGCUAGCUGCGUCUGAGGAGAGACAAUGUGCAAUAAUACGCUGUACAAAGUAUCGUAAGUGCGUAAGAGGGGCCGCGCGCGGUUACACACUGGGAGAACAAUCGUCUCGCCGGGCGGACACGGCGGGUAGACGUGAGGAGGAAGACUAACGGCACGUCCGAGCGUCCUCCUGCGAGUCGCGCGACGACACCGAGCUCUCGCGAGUCGCAGCCGCCGAGGAGUCUCCGGCAUACGCGCGAUUAAUCCGCUUUUAGCGCGUUUAUUCCGCGACUUUCGUAACGCGGUGCUUCUCAGUUUUUACGUCACACAUCAUCGAAUUUCAAUUGAUUUACGAGCUUCCCUUAUAAAUAAAUCUGUUGAUCCAAUUAUUUCAACGACACACCGUGAAAAAUCGAAAUGCAAAAAAUAUAUAAAAUAUAUUGCACUGAAAAAGAUACGUAUAUUAUUCGUUAUAUAUGUACGUUACGAAAUUACCGGAUAGACACGCUAAACGAGCAUUUAUCGGAAAUAUUCAAAAGUUGGAUUCGAUCUGCGAAAAUACGAGAACAAUUCCGAGUGAUUUAUUGUCGACGGAGAGUGGAUCGUGUUUUCGCGGAGGUUUUGGUGCCUUGGUUAAUAAUAAAAAUCGUGGGUAUAUCGUGGAAAAAGUAACCUAAGAGAAUAAUAUUGGAAGUAAUCGUAAUUACUGUAUUAGUGGUAUAUUUAUAGGAAUAAUAUUUUAUCGCACAAAUGACAAAAAUAUCAUGCAGCUAUGAUUGUUCCGGCGUGUCAAAUUAUCGUCUUCUAAAGAUGAUGCACUCGAGAUUCCGUUUGCCGAGUCGACAACGAAACACGAGGCAUCGCUCACGAUCUGAACAACUUUUUAUUUAGAUAAUUAAUAGAUAUUAUUCUAUCGUUUGUACGAGUCUUUUAGGGGAUAUCGAGCCGCCCGGUUCUACAACGCUCUCUUCAUACAGAAGAUGCUCAUUUGCUCCAAGGAGGCUAAAGUAGUAUUUAUCAUGGAUGUGGGGCAGAUGUGUAUAAAGUAUGUUAACAGUUCUUGAGAAAGCCGACGUGAAGGAAAUAAAUAUUUAAUUCCCAUCGCAUCUACCAUUCCUUCAUCUUCUAAAACUUGCACGUCUCGUGGGCUUGCGCGUAAACCAGAAGAGUUUACGAUCCAUUUUGUCUCUUCCUUAAAAUUCCACGUGUGGAUAGACUGUCGCGGAACAUAGCACAUUACGUAAGCUAUUGCCACAAAGAUGAUUUAUUACGAUCAAUUUUUUUAUACCUGUAUACGUAAGUAAGCGCACUGAAAGCGUCCAUGCUGAGAUGUCGCACACAAUGACAUUCUCUAAAGAUACUCACGGCAUGGAUAUCGAAAAAGAGAAGGUCGUAUUUUAUAUUACCACCUUUAUGAGUCCCAUCCUUCUUUUUCACGAGCACUCAUUAAUCCGAACGAAUUUUAGUAAUGGACGAAUGAUUAAUAGUUUCACUUGCUUACUCGUCCAAAUAACUUACAAGAGUUGCCAAGUACAUAAUAUUUAAGACUAGAUCCUAAGUUAUUCGUACAUGUAUACACGUGUAAAAAUUUGUCAUACGCUCAGAUUAAGCAAGUUUAAUUUAAGCGCGGCAUACGUACGAUCGGCACUGAAAAUUAGAUAAAAGCGUGGCAUCGCCUGACAGCGAAUAGAAAACGUUCGAACAAAAGUAGGGCGAUAAUACAACUCUAUUUAGUUAAAAGAUUAUCAUGUUUUUUUAUUUAAUACAAUAUUUAAUACAAAAUAAAUAAUAAUGGCAAUAAAUAUCUUUAUACGAUCUUGAAUAUAAGAUUGAGCCCUGAUUACAAUUUAUUCUCACAAAAUCUGAUCUUUUUAUUGUAAUAUAUGUUUUAUAACAAAUAGAUCGACUUUAAUCUCUCUAAUCGAUUAAUAAUGUUACGAAAGAGAUGUAUAAUUUAUUUUUACGCGACGAUGCAAGUACGCAAUUUCUAAAACAAUGUGGAUCUAUCUUAUGCACUAAAUGCUAGUUUACGCUGCAAGUAUAAACUAAUGACUGCACGCGCGCGAUUGCGUAUAACUUAUUAAAUUGCUCAACUUGCCUCUCUUAAUUUUUUAUUUGUAACAAAAUGUCUUAACAGUAUCUAUAUUAGUCGCAAUAACGCGAGGGAUGAUAAUUGGACUGUGUGUGACUCAUUACUGUGUAAUUUAUUAUUCGUUGAUUUACGUAAUAAAGGUACAACAUUUUGGCACUUUUCAUUUCCGCCAGUUAGACAUAACUAUUAAAGUAAUACUUAAACAAUUAAGUACUUUUGCAUAUAAAAAUUCUCAUAAUCGUGGCGCAUUGUGAUUUACGUUAUACAUCUUUUGUAAAUUUACUUCAUUUAAUGAUUGAAGGAGAAUAUCUAUCAUGUUUUGUGACUUUAUUUCAUUUGUUUGCGUCAUGUAUAAAAAGUAUACAGGAUUUUGCCUGUAAAUUACCUUGAAGAAUUUCGAGAGAGAGAUAUGUAAUAAAUAAAUAAUAAUAUAAUAUUAUUAACAAUAACAUUAUAUAUAACAUUAUAUAUUAAAUUAGAUAUAACUAUAGUAUAGGCUAUUUUCCUGACAUUUCAGCCUUAUUGUUAUCGCAUGUCGGAUAACCAUUGUUAAACGAGUGUCCCAGAUACCAAAAACCAAAGGAGAAUACUAAAUACAAAUACGUAAGUAAUAAACGCAAAAGUAGAGAACG